Podarcis muralis (Common wall lizard) is the source of this 7667-nucleotide messenger RNA. NCBI's taxonomy places the organism in Eukaryota, Metazoa, Chordata, Lepidosauria, Squamata, Lacertidae. The record is from RefSeq and is a predicted model, not a curated record.
GGGCCGCUGAGGCCUUGUAUUUCGGUCUCCCCCCGAAGAAGAAUCCUCCAGCCUUUUUCACCCCUUCCAGCGAGCCGGCCCUGGGCCUUUGCUUGCAGCAGGGCAGGCUGUGUGUGCCGCGGAGCAGAAAGAAUAGGCUGUGACAAUUCCCGUAGCUUAGAGACCGUUAGUCCCUUUCAGAGUCCCGGCUCCAUUUGAAUAAAAAUCAGUCUCCAGCCCCGCUUGCCCACACUGAGAGAGGAGGGGUUGGGGGAGAGCCGGGUUAUUUUUACCCACCGCCAGUUAAGUUCGCACGGCCGGAGUUCUCACGCGGCUUGGACAGCGGCAGACUUGGGACUCUUGGUCGACGGGGCAGGAGUGGACUUUCUUGCAGGGCUGUGGGUGGGUCGGGGCGAGCCAGGGAGAGCGGAAGACAUCAACCUGGCUUCUUGCUCCCCAAAUCUCCCGUGCCCCUUAUUUGAAGCAACAACAGAUGCAUCAGUACCUGAAGAGGCCAGGGCAUCCCCAGCCCCGAGGUUGAAACUUCCCAUGCUGCCCAUGGCACUACUUCUCUACUUGCUUCUCUGGGGCUUUUUCUUUCUUUCCUGGCCAGUCCGGUUAGCCGAUGCUCAGGGCACAGAAUCGCCCGACCUGUUGUACCAUGGCUGUUCAGAGGGGAGCUGCUACCCAGCCACAGGGAAUCUUCUCAUUGGGAGGACGCAGAGGUUGAGCGCCACAUCCACGUGUGGCCUGGAGGGGCCUCAGGAGUACUGCAUCGUCAGCCAUUUGCAGGACUCUGAGAAAUGCUUCCUUUGUGACUCUCGCUCCCCGUCCCUGCGCGAGAGCCACCACAUUGAGAAUGUCAUCUACCUGAGUGGUCGGGAUGGUGAGCAGACCUGGUGGCAGUCUGAGAAUGGUGUAGAACAGGUCAGCAUCUCCUUGGACCUGGAAGCCGAGUUCCACUUUACUCACCUCAUAAUGAAGUUUAAGACAUUCCGCCCAGCGGCCAUGUUGAUUGAACGUUCGUCAGAUUUCGGGCACAGCUGGAAGGUUUAUCGCUACUUUGCCUUCAACUGCUCCAAGCUCUUCCCUGGCGUCCCCAUGCAAGUCCCAACACACGUCAACCAGGCGAUCUGCGACCAGCGAUACUCCGAGAUUGAGCCCUCCAGCCAUGGCGAGGUGAUUUUCAAAGUGCUGGAUCCGGCGGUGAAAGUUGAGGACCCAUACAGCCAGGAAAUCCAAGAUCUGUUGCGCGUCACCAACCUGCGGGUGAACUUCACAAAGCUGCACACUCUGGGCGACAACCUACUCGACUUUCGGCAUCAGGUGCUGCAGAAAUACUACUACGCCGUGUACGAGAUGGUGCUGCGUGGGAGCUGCUUCUGCUAUGGGCACGCCUCGGAGUGUGCCCCUCUGGCUGGAGCGCCAAGCAGAGUAGAAGGCAUGAUCCACGGACGAUGUGUGUGCAAGCACCACACCAAGGGCCUCAACUGCGAGCUCUGCAAGGACUUCUUCCAGGAGUUGCCAUGGAGACCAGCUGAGGCCCACAACCCACACGCCUGCAAAGAGUGCAACUGCAACGAGCACUCCCACAAGUGCCACUUCGACAUGGCCGUGUACCUGGCCACGGGCAACACCAGCGGCGGGGUCUGCGACGAGUGCGAACACAACACCAUGGGCCGCCACUGCCAGCUCUGCAAGCCCUUCUACUACCGCAACCCUCUGGCUGACAUCCGUGCCAGCACGGCGUGUAUCCCAUGUGACUGCGACCCAGUGGGCUCCUUGGACGGUGGCGUGUGUGACAGUCAUACAGAUGCGAUGCUGGGCAUGAUCGCUGGGCAGUGCCGCUGCAAAGAGAACGUCAAAGGCGUGCGUUGUGACAGCUGCAAAGAGGCCUUUUACGGACUGAGCCGCAAUGACCCUCUUGGGUGCCAGCCCUGCAGGUGUGACCCUCGUGGGAUUAUCCCAGGUAGCCUUCCCUGCGACCACAUCAGCGGCGACUGCUACUGCAAGCGAUUUGUCGCCGGGCGAUACUGCAACCAAUGUUUGCCUGAAUACUGGGGUUUGAGCAAUGAUAUGGCUGGCUGCCGGAGCUGCGCUUGUGAUUUUGGAGGUGCCUACAGCAACAGGUGUUCCAUGGAUGAUGGCCAAUGCCCCUGUCGGCCCCACCUCAUCGGGCGCCAGUGUGAUGAAGUGCAGCCGGGGUUUUUCUGCAUGCCCCUGGACUAUUAUAUGUAUGAAGCAGAGCAUGCCACAGGUCUUGCACCAACCCAUCAGGGCCUGCCAGGUGCCUUGCGGCCCGAGGCCCCUGUGGACUGUGUGGAAUAUUACAACGGGGUCCAGAACGGGCGCAAAGUGAGGCUGCGACGACAGCACAGCACGAUCAGACUCUUGCAGCAGCGAGCGGCGCUCCGAAGAGCCAGGCAACUUCAGCAGAAGCCUGAUGUGGAAGUCAUGCAACGUGAGCAUACAGGUCACAUGAUUACAUGGACCGGCCCCGGCUUUGCACGCGUGAGGGAUGGGGCUGGUUUAUCCUUCCAUAUCGACAACAUCCCCUACCCCAUGGAAUAUGACAUCCUGUUGCGCUAUGAGCCUGAGUCCACAGAGGAUUGGGAAGCUGUCGUCAGCGUCAGCUCGCGGGCGUUACCCAUGAGCCCUCGCUGCGGCAACGUGCUGCCCUCGGAGCAGAUGUAUCGGGAGAGCCUGCCCCAUAGUUCCAGGUAUGUGCUCCUGCCGCGGCCCUUCUGUUUCGAGCCCAGGAACCAUUAUGAGAUCACCGUGCGAUUCCAGCGGGCAGGGGUGGCACAGCGCCAUCCUGCAGCCUUCAUCCUUGUUGACGCGCUGGUCCUUCUGCCCCGUGUGACAGAGCUGCCCGGGCUCCAUGGUAGCAGUCCUGCAGCGGUGGAGCGCCGGGAAGCGUUGGAGCGCUACACCUGCCUAGAGGUUUUCCGCAUGGCCACCAUGCCCGACCUGGCCGAGACCUGUGCCCGCCUGCUGUGCAGCAUCUCUGCCCUGAUGCAUGAUGGGGCUAUGCCCUGCCAGUGUGAUCCCCAGGGCUCCACCAGCAGUGUUUGCCACAAACUGGGAGGGCAAUGCCAGUGUAAGCCCAACGUGAUGGGUCGGCGCUGUGACCAGUGUGUCCCGGGCACCUACGGAUUCGGACCCUACGGCUGCAGCCCCUGCGCCUGUUCCCCCGAAGGCUCAGUCUCCAGGAUCUGCGAACCAGUAAGCGGGCAGUGCCGAUGCCAACAUGGUGCCAUUGGACGCCAGUGCGACCAGUGCCCACCAGGCCAGUGGGGCUUCCCGACUUGCCGGCCUUGCCACUGCAACGGGCACUCGGAGGAGUGCGACUUGCACACGGGGGCCUGCCACCGGUGCCGCGAUUACACGGCUGGCCGUCAUUGUGAGAGGUGCUUGGAUGGUUACUAUGGAGACCCCGUCUUGGGCUCAGGGCAACAGUGCCGUCCCUGCCCUUGCCCUGGGUAUCCAGGGUCUCGGCACUAUCACGGCAUCUCCUGCCAUACCGACAGGGAAACCAAUCAGAUUGUUUGCCUUUGUGCUCCAGGCUAUACAGGACCACGGUGUGACCACUGCUCGCCUGGCUAUUUUGGAGCCCCUGAGCAGGAAGGUGGAGCCUGCCGCCCCUGCCAGUGCAACAACAACAUUGACCCCAGCGACCCCGAAGCCUGUGAUCCGCACAGCGGCCAAUGCCUUCGCUGCCUUUACCACACUGGCGGGCCCCACUGUUCUGAGUGCCAGCCUGGCUUCUAUGGCAAUGCCUUCCAGCGUAGCUGCCGACGCUGUACCUGCAACGAACAGGGCACGCUGCCCUCGCACUGCUCCAAAGGCAUCUGCCACUGCGAUCGAACUACAGGCAAUUGCCCCUGCCGCCCCAACGUGGUAGAUAAGAACUGUGACAGGUGCGCCCCCAACUUCUGGGGCUUCGGCAGCGACGUGGGGUGUCAGCCGUGCAACUGUGACCCUGCCCAUUCGUUACGGUCAGACUGCAACAUGUUCACAGGGCAAUGCCACUGCCUGCAGGGCUUCGGGGGCCGGGUUUGCUCCCACUGUCAAGAAGAUCACUGGGGGGACCCGGAACGGGAAUGUCUAGCUUGUGAGUGUGACCCCACGGGGUCCGAGAGCCUGCAGUGUGACCGUCUCACGGGGCACUGCCCCUGCCGAGGUGGCUUCACGGGACCGCGCUGCGACCAGUGCCGGCGGGGCUUCCAGCAGAACUUCCCCCGUUGCUCCCCCUGCCACCCUUGCUUCGGCCAGUGGGACGCGGUUCUGGCACAGCUCUGGGAACAGCUGCGGAGGCUGCAGGGCACAGUGCAGGCCCUGAAGGAAGGGGGGCCCAUCCCAGUGGCCAGCAGCAGCCGCAUGCGCAACCUGGAGGACAGGCUGGGUGACGUCGAGCGGCUCCUUGGGGACGGCAGCAGUCCAAGCACUCCCCUGUUGCAGCAGCUCAGUGCCCUUCUGGAAGAUACCAGGGCGGACACAGAUGAGCUCUGGCAACAGCUGCAGGCUACAGACUCGCACCUGGACGGCACCGAGAAGGAAGCUGGCGGGCAAAAGAGGCGUCUGAAUGUGCUGAGCCAAGAGCUAGGGGAGCUCAACCGCACCGUCAGCUACCUCAACAGCCAGCUGCAGAGGAUGACAAACGCCAGCUUCAACAAGUCUUUCCAAAGCAUCCUGGGAUUCUUCCAGGAGUCACAGCUGGCCCAGCAGCGAGCGAACAGCUCCGUCCACGGCCCUCAGAGCCCGGUGGGUCAGUCCAAGCUCACGCACCAGGCCACCGUUGAGCUCCUGAGGCGCAGGGGAGAUGCUUUCCGCAAGACGGCAGCUGCUCAGCGGAAGUCUUUGCGCGACCUCCAGAAAAAGGCCGGCAGCCUCAGUCUGAGCAGGAUCAACCAGAAGAUCUGCGGUGCUUCUGGAGAAGAGGGCUGUGAGCAGACCCCGUGCGGAGGGGCUUCCUGCCGGGACAGCUUAGGUCAACGGCACUGUGGAGGCCCCGGCUGCACUGGAGCGCUGCCCGUGUCCAUGAAGGCCCUCUCUACAGCUCAGAACAUCUCUCGCCAGCUGGAGAGCAGCGCAAGGCACCUGGGCACCAUUGCUAGCAAGGUGCAAGAAAUCCAGGACUUGGCGCAGAAUGCCAGGAGCCAUGCUCAGGACACUCUGGACCGUGCACAGGGGGCCCGGAACCGCGUGGAGAAGUCGACGGCCAAGCUGCGGGAAUUUAUCCAGAGGAUAAAGGACUUCCUAGCAGAGGAAGGUGCUGAUCCUGAGAGCAUUGAGCUUGUGGCUCAGCAGGUCCUCAACAUCUCCCUACCCAGCAGCCCUGAUCAGAUCAGCAACCUGAUUAAGGACAUCCGGGAUAGAAUCAGUCAGCUGGACGGGGUGGACAUCAUCCUGAACGACACGGUGCACAGCCUGAACCGUACCAGGGAACUCCUGGCAAAAGCGGAACUAGCUAAAGGGCGAGCGGAGGGUGUGCAAGAAACCAUCACAGAAACACGCGCGGCACUCAAUGGAACAAAGGUCAAACUGGAGGCAGCAGAGCAAGCUAUGAACAAAACCAAGGAAGCCAUCCAGGCUGUGACUGGCCGCGUCAGACAGGCCGGACGCAAGCUCGAGAAACUGGUCGACGCAGAGUCGAAACUGGAGAGCCGCCUCAAAGGUCUGGCGCAGAACGUGAGCGCAUUGCAAAACAAGUCCCAGAACAAUCAGAAACUCGCCCAGGAGGCCAAGGGAAAAGCGGAGCGUGCCACCACUGCUGCGGGGAGGCUGGAAAAUGAGGUGGAGAAAGUGAUGAAGAGAUACCAGAAGUUGCAGGAAGAAGUGGACAAGCAGCCUCAAGAUGCAAUGCUCAGGCUGAAAAACCUCAGGGAGGAAGCCCAGAAUCUCUUGGACAAGGCCACGGGCAGCAAGAGGAAGCUGGAAGAGCUGGAAGGGCGCUUCGAGGCCAACGAGAAACAAAUGAAGGAGAAAGCAACCGUGCUGCAGAAGCUGGAGGGACAAGUGACCGAACUCCUGCAGUACAUCCGGGACAAAGCCACGGCCUAUGCUACGUGCUAGGGGCCCUGUUUCCUGCCAGCUCCGGACUCUGCCGCAAUGGGGACCUCCUAUACAUGUCUCUGGCCGUCUCCUCUCUCUGAGACCCUAGCUGUAGAUUUGGGGGCCUUCGUGUAACCCUCUUCUUUUUAAUCUCCACCUGAUUGUACCAGUUAGGCCCGCCUGGGAUCAGGCAUAUCAGGGCGAUUUCAGUGCCAGCAUCUCAUAGACACGCAGUUACAUUGCGGUGGUGCCGUUAGGUAAAUUAAGACUUAAUGGGGAAGGGCCGUAACCGUAGAACCUCUGCUUUGCAUGCAGAAAGUCCCGGGUUCACAAUCUCCAGCAUUCUCCAGGUAGGGCGGGAAGACGCGUCUGAAAUCCUGGCAAGCCACUGCCAGUCCGUGUCGACAUUACAGAGCCAGAUGGGCCCGACGGUCUCAUGCAAUAUAAGGCAGCUUCUUAUAUUUUGUAAUUGUCUUACAGGGCCGCUCUCUUUAGAGGGCAACGGGUGUUACCUGAAUCGUAAUGGUUACCAUUUUGAGGUUCCUUCUAACUGUCAUUCCACUUCAGAUUCAUUAUGAUAAGCCCAUCUUUCUUAUUCUCCCUAGAUUUCUGUCCUUAAGUCUCGCCCUGAUGGCAUCUGUUCGGUCCACAGGCUGUCCCAGAACGGGGGGGGGGGAUAGAAAGCCUUAUUCCUGCAGAUUAUCUGCCCCAAUAUGUCCACACCAGCUCAAUGAAUGGAUGAGUUCCCCUCUGGGCGACUUCUCUUUGCCCUUGGGCUCUUUUGCUGUUGCCGUGGAAAGCACCCAGCUGCUUCGGCCUGCAGCCUCAGGCAUAGACAAGGGACGCAGAGUUCUACCUGUUUUAUCAAGGGUAGUGGGAAAUUGCCUGUGGCUUUCAGUUGCCUCCUGAGGUUUCUUUAACCUCAGCAAAGAAAUAUAUUUAGUCCUGGACUUGACGCCCCACAGCUGCCCCCCUUUCUUGUGAAAUGGAUGAAGUCACACACAGCGCUUCCCCUCCCACCGAAAAAUGGUUCUAGUCAAAAGCGGUAUGAUGUUCAGCACUUCCUCCGAGAGUUCCCUCCUAUUCCACUCAAGAUUGAGAGGUUCCUUCUUCCCACUUCCUUUCCCCUAUGUGAAUUGCCUCAGGAUACUAAUGAUUGCACAAAUAGCUUUAAAUAGUUGUUUCUUUGUUUUCUAAGAUGACACAGAUUCAUAGAAGGUGUCUGUCAACUGCUAUUAGUCAACUCUUUUGAGCAAGUGAAGGUGCGUCACACCCAAGAAACACCAUGUUAUUUGGGCAACUGAGAAUUAAAAUAAAAUAGAAAUCCCACAAGCACAUCUCCCCCCCCCCCAGCCUGGCAGUAAAAAUAUAAUAAAUUAACAAUUUGCUGUCUUUUCAUUAUACCUCAAAUAAGUUGUGUGGGACUCCUCACAACAUGGUAGGGUUGACCGUGACUCUUUCUUCCUGACCUGCUCCUCCCAUCAUAUUGGUCCAGAAGGUAUAUGGGGAAGUGUUGCGUAUCAGGGGAAGACAGUGAUGCCCAACCACAGACAUUCCCUCCUGACCAGCAUCUCUUAAGAGAGGAGUGUUCAGCCAAUCCUUCAUUUUAGUAAUAAACCCCUUGACCCUCCUGG